This is a messenger RNA of Hyaloscypha bicolor E, 3273 nucleotides long. RefSeq lists its product as uncharacterized. Gene Ontology annotation, cellular component: SAGA complex; SLIK (SAGA-like) complex. Lineage: Eukaryota; Fungi; Ascomycota; Leotiomycetes; Helotiales; Hyaloscyphaceae. The transcript has 3 exons. The coding region runs from base 1 to 3273 and encodes 1090 amino acids. Gene Ontology annotation, molecular function: protein heterodimerization activity; structural molecule activity. The record is from RefSeq and is a predicted model, not a curated record. Gene Ontology annotation, biological process: regulation of transcription by RNA polymerase II.
AUGUCCGAGUCGGCCACCGUACAAUAUGAUGGAGACAAUGCGGAGGAUGAGCAGCAGCGGCAGAUGUUCAAGGAACUCUAUCAGCGCACCGAAGCAAAGAUAGCUGGAUUAUUUGGUGGUAGGAAUGCAGAGGAGGAAGAGCCCGGGGAGAACUCCGCCGCGCAAAUAGACCAAUUGGCGGGAGAUGAGCCAAGUACCGCAGAGCCCAAAGAGCAAGCACCCAAGAAGUCUGCGCGGACUAUCGACGAAGACAACUACGAUGACGACGAUGAGGAUGAGGAUCAGGACGAUGUCCAAGAGUCCCCGCUUAAGAACAAAGGCGCCCAUGCGCUAUUGUCACCCUCGAAAUCGGGUAGUUCUCCUGUAUCCUCGGACAUAUCACCCACGAAGCAAGCCGAACAAAACAAAGAUGAUACAUCACAAGAGGAACCCAAGUCCUCCGAAGACGUACGGAAGCAGCUGGAGGAAGCCAAAAAAGCCACGGAAGAAUCGGCUAAGCGCAGCUUCCACACGUUGUUCUAUACUUUGGAAAAUGAUCGGGUUGCCAUGCUAGAACAACAGAGGUUGGAAGAGUCCGAAAAGCAGAUCGAAUCGGAAAUGGAUAGUGGAGGAAACACCAGCCAUGCAAAUGGAGCUAAUGGCGAGCACCACGGCUCCUUAAGUAGCGCCAACUUGGGCGCUUCUAGUUUGACUUUGAAGCAUCUCAUUGCUCGGAUAGACCUCAAGCGUGACCAGGUCCGAGCCUCUGAUGCUGAGCUACGGUCCUUGAUGAACGAGGUCCGCAAGAACAGGAGCAAAUGGGCUAGCGAGGAAAAUGUUCACCAAGAAGAGCUUUAUGAAGCUGCAGAAAAGGUCCUGAGUGAGCUGAAGGCCAUGACGGAAUAUUCCGCCCCCUUUUUAACAAGAGUCAACAAGCGAGAGGCUCCCGACUAUUAUAUUAUUAUCAAACAUCCAAUGGAUCUUGGAACAAUGACUAAAAAGCUAAAGACAUUGACUUACAAGUCCAAGGCGGAGUUUGUCGCUGAUCUGAACCUAAUCUGGGAUAACUGCUUAAAGUACAACGCUGAUAUCCAACACCCAUUACGGAGAAAUGCAAACUCGAUGAGGAAGGAAGCCGAAAAAUUAGUGCCUUUAAUUCCAGAUCUCACUAUCCGACCCCGGGCUGAGGUUGAAGCCGAAGAGCGCCGGAAGCAAAACGGAGGCGAGGAUGACGGAGGUGACGACAGCGAUGAUGAACCAAUCAUGUCUUCGAGAGGGCGAAAGGCAGGGGCCAAAGGCUCGAAGGCAAGAAAAGCCCAUCCUGAUAGAGACGAAGGCACCCCUGGGAUAGAUCAAAAGCCCUCACUCCAACUUAAUGGACUUCUCGGGAAACUCGGCCACGAAGGAUCCGACGCCGGUAUGGAUGGCAGCCAGAACGGUUUUGCUACUCCGCCCAUUGGGUCCAUUACUCCUAGUGGCAUGAACGGAAUUCCAGGACUUGGAAGCCAAGCCGACGGAAUGGACAUUGAUGGACCAUCAAUAAAUGGGCUGUCUUUAGGGCAAGCACUCGGUGCCGUAGCUGAUGACCUCCAGGAAGACGAAGAGUACAAGAUCUGGAAGCAAGUUACAAAGAAAGAUCGAGCGCUCGUAGCCAAAGAACGAAAUCGGCUUUUCAGGGGAGACAAACUUAAUAUUGACGAACCUGCUUUGCUUCGUACCAAGGCAGGCAUGAGAAGGUGGCUUCGCCAACAAAAACAAGCCCAGUCUGAUGCCACUAGCUCAGAUGCUAACGCAAAAGGAGCCAAGGAUGCAAUCCAAGGCGUCGAAACGUUGGCUGAGGGUAUGGAAGGUGAAGAAGAGCGGGUCUUGCCUGACUACUAUGACUCUCUGUCUGCUGUUCCAGAUAUUCCUCCCAAACUUCAAUGGGUUGAAGAUGCCGACGGACAACUCAUAGAUCGAUCUGAUGAGUUUCUUCGGAUGGUCCCGAGUGGCCACUUCACCGCUCCUAAAAGUUUCUUGACGGGGAAGGUGGAGGCCAAUAUGCGACAGAUGCAGGAAACGAGGAAGUUGUGUUCCAAGAUUGGCGUCAUCAAGCAAAUGCAACUGCAAGCCCAAAUGUACAAUAAUCAAUUCCCCAAAUACGAACCAGAACCAUUCAUCGAAGCAGACAUUGAACCUUAUGUCGUCUCAGACGAUGGACCCAUCAUGGCUACUUGGGUUUGCAAAGCCGCCUUGCAACGAUCGGUGGCGAAACUUUGCUAUCACGCUGGAUUCGAGGAACUUCAGCCCAGCGCUUUGGACGUCAUCACCGACAUUGCUGGUGACUUCUUUACUAAGCUUGUGCAAACAUUCAAUGUUUAUCGCGAAACGCCGAAGGUGCCGGCGAUUGGGUCAGCUACAGAAGCUGGAGCAAAAUGGCAAGAGACAUUCACCGACGAAGAAGUUGUCCUCCACACACUGAGCGAGAACGGCCUUGAAGUUGAGAGCUUGGAAAGCUACGUCAAGGACGAUGUGGAGCGUCUUGGCGCUAAACUCGGAGUCAUGCACGAUCGUAUGAAGGCACAUCUCUCUGAUCUCUUACGUCCCGCUCUUACAGAUGGAGGCGCGGAUGGAUCUGGAGCUUUCAAUGAUGGCAGCGAGCAGUUCGUGGGUGGCGACUUUGCCGAAGAACUCGGAGAAGAUUUCUUCGGCUUCAAGGCUCUUGGCUUGGACGCUGAGUUCGGAAUGGCAAGCCUCUCGGUACCUCUGCAUCUACUCCACACAAGACUCUACCAGAAUCCAACAACUGCCGUUGCGCAAGGACCAUCGACUGACAUCUUCGCGCCGCUGCCUCCUCUGGAGCCAGUCACCAAGGAGAACCUUCAGGACCAGAUCGGUCUGGUUCGAAACUUCUUCCUCGCCAAAUUGCAUGCCAAUGACGAUGAGCCGUUACUCGAAGACGAAGAGCUACCAGCCAAGCAAAGACCUUCGAGACCCCGUCUUGGCCCUACUGGAAAGAUCACCAGUCCAAGGAAGCGCCCCCUCAAGGAACAGUCUGGAAACGCCAAAAAGAAGAAGAAACUUGACAACGGCACGGCAAUGGAUCCUGCCACAGGUGCAAAAUCUGGCGUCAACAGCAGCCCGGAAAAACCCAAUCCUCUGACGGCUUCUGCAAAAAAAUUGAAGCUUGGCUUGCCCAACGGAGGACCUAUCUCCAUGGAAAGAGCAGAAAGCAGCCAAGGCAACGCAAGCCAGAAUGAAAAAGACGAUGGCAGUGCCGUAGGCAUGAUGAGUCCAGAAAGCAUCGAACGGUAA